AUGACUGAUUCUGGUGAUGACAUUUAUGCUGGUUUCGAUGAAUUUAAUACACGAGCUGACGUAGAAAACUUCUUGAGUGACGAAGGUUUCCAGCAUGCUGUCAAGGCUACCAGUCAUGGUAGAAAACCGCCGGUAGCAACUCGCACCGCAAUCAAUAAUGCUGUUGGUCGAUUGCAAACCGGAGCCAACCUGAGACUGACCACAGCCGCUGGAUCUAGUUCUGGUGAUGGAGGCCGACCGAUGACAUCUGUUCGGGCAGCAGGCUACUCAUCAAUGGGUCGAAGGCUAUCAACAACAAUGGGCAACGCAGGUGCCUGGUCAGGCGGCCAACUGCCCUUGGACACCGGACCUGCCCCACCGCUGGAAGUCAGAUCUGACGAUAGUCCGGAGGAGAAGAUUAAGGUUAUGGAAAAGCGAUGCCCCAUCGUUGGCGAUAUUCGGGAGACCAGGCGUUGCUCUGGUUCUUCGCCUGAGGUAGUCCCACUCGCUUUUUUUCAGGUCAAUGAACUGAUCGAAGAGAGCUGUGUACUAGCCAGUCGGGGAGAGAUUAGUGCAGCCUUUGAAAAGGCCAAGGAAGCCGGUCGAAAAGAACGUGUCCUUGUGCGUCAAAGGGAACAGCUCGGAGUGGCGGAUCAGAUCAAUUUAGACCUCACCUAUUCUGUCCUGUUCAAUUUGGCCAAUCGGUACGCGGCCAGUGGCAUGUAUCAGGAAGCAUUGAACACAUAUCAGGCGAUUGUACGAAACAAGAUGUUCGCACAUGCCGGUCGAUUGAAAGUAAAUAUGGGCAAUAUUUAUUUCGCCCAAAAGAACUAUGUGAAAGCAAUCAAAUUCUAUCGAAUGGGAUUGGACCAGGUUCCAAACACCCACAAAUGCAUGAGGAUUAAAAUCAUGCAAAACAUCGGGAUCACAUUUGUGAAGUUGGGUCAGUACGCGGACGCGAUCACCUCGUUUGAACACAUCAUGCAAGAAGAUCCGGAUGCGAAGACCGGAUUCAAUCUGAUUCUGUGCUACUUCACCACCGGAGAUCGAAGCAAAAUGAAAUACGGGUUUCAACAAUUACUCCGAGUUGAUUUGCAUUUGGAUGAUGAGGACCGAUAUUUGCCACAUAAUGACGAUAAGCAGUACGAUUUGAUCCUGGAAGUGAUCAGAAACGACGAGCUACGUUUGUAUGAGAAGAAACGGAAAACACAAGCUGAAACAUUUAUCAAAAUGGCAGCUAAGCUCAUUGCUCCCGCGAUUGAAUCCAAUUUUCACGCUGGUUACGACUGGUGCAUUGAACAAGUGAAAAUGUCCAACUUUCAUGAACUAGCCCACGAUUUGGAGAUUGAUAAAGCCGUGAUGUAUUUGAAACAGCGUGAUUUUCAUCAGGCGAUAGAAACACUGAAGUCGUUUGAACGAAAAGACACUCGUGUGGCCAGCACGGCGGCCACAAAUCUCUCCUUCCUCUAUUUUCUCGAGGGUGACCUGGCCCAGGCAGAUCGGUACGCUGAUCAAGCAUUGGCGGCCGAUCGGUAUAAUCCUGCAGGUACGUCAGAUUUCCAUUUCCACNAACGAGCUCGGGACUGCUACACGGAAGCUUUACAAGACGAUUCCAGUUGUGUGGAAGCAUUGUACAAUUUGGGCAUUGUUUGUAAACGAACUGAAAGAUACGAGGAGGCUUUGGACGCAUUUUUCAAACUGCAUGCUGUCCUGCGCAAUAGUGCCCCGGUUGUCUAUCAAAUAAUGGACAUCUAUGAGAAAUUGGAAGAUCCAACACAAGCUCAAGAAUGGGCAAUGCAAUUGCAUGGCUUGGUUCCCAGUGACCCUUUCCUUCUCCAGCGGUUGGGUGACAAUUACGAACAAGAGGGUGACAAAUCCCAAGCAUUUUCCUACUAUUAUGAUUCUUUCAAAUACUUCCCGUGCAACUUUGAUGUUAUCGAAUGGCUUGGAGCAUAUUACAUCGAAUCGCAAUUUUGUGAAAAAGCCAUCGCUUAUUUCGAGAGAGCAAGUCUCAUGCAACCGAAUCAAACCAAAUGGCUCCUGAUGAUCGCAUCCUGUCAUCGUCGAAGUGGGAAUUAUCAACAGGCUUUGGAAACAUACAAAGCAAUGCACAAGAAAUUCCCCGACAAUAUUGAUUGCCUACGAUUUUUGGUCCGGCUUAGUGCCGAUAUGGGUCUUCCGGAGGCGCAAGAAUACACAAAUCGUCUGAAACGAGCAGAGAAAGCUAAAGAGGCUCGGGAACAGCGCCAACUCUCCGCCAGUAACCGUCGUGGUAGUUUUAAUGUGGCUAGCGCGGGUCGCACUCAGGGCAGUCGAGAGAAUUCAGCCAGUGCAAGCAGUGGAGGUGACAGUCGGGAAGGCAGUGCCAAACGCGGUUUCGCCCGCGGACCAUUGUCACGUUCAUCGGUGACGAAUUUACCUCGUCAACCGGAAGACAGCUCCGAGUCUACACGACAGGCCACCAUGAACGGUAGCGUAGAUUACGUGGAUCCUUUGGGUCCGGCGGCAGAGCGUCCUCGAACAGCUGCUCGAUCUAGACCAAUCCAAGACGAAUUUGCAGAUGAAGAAAUCGAUGACAACCUCCUUCCUGAAUAG
Echinostoma caproni is the source of this 2574-nucleotide messenger RNA. The record is from the annotation of a GenBank genome assembly. NCBI's taxonomy places the organism in Eukaryota, Metazoa, Platyhelminthes, Trematoda, Plagiorchiida, Echinostomatidae.